This is a messenger RNA of Mytilus trossulus (common blue mussel), 1876 nucleotides long. RefSeq names its product toll-like receptor 13. Gene Ontology annotation, biological process: toll-like receptor signaling pathway; immune response. The record is from RefSeq and is a predicted model, not a curated record. The transcript has a single exon. Gene Ontology annotation, cellular component: plasma membrane. Gene Ontology annotation, molecular function: protein binding; transmembrane signaling receptor activity. Bases 1 to 1617 code for a protein of 538 amino acids. NCBI's taxonomy places the organism in Eukaryota, Metazoa, Mollusca, Bivalvia, Mytilida, Mytilidae.
AUGUCGCAGUUUUCAGAGAUAGAUACACUUAUUGUCGAAAGAAAUGAAAUCGUAUUCUUAAAUGCAAGUGGUUUACACUCUGUUAUAAAACUAAUUUUAACUGCUAAUAACUUAUUUGAAAUUCCAAAUUUCUGUUCCGAUACAACAGGACAGUCUUUAGUGCCUAGGUUAUUUCUCCUAGAUCUGACAGAAAAUGCAAUUCGUAAAUUGCAUCCGACGUCCUUUAGGUGUCUUGAAAAUCUUCGACAACUUAUACUUGACAAAAACCGUCUAGCGGUGCUAGAAAAUGACAUUUUGUCGCGUCUUACAAGUUUGACUAUGCUUUCCAUAAGUUGGACACCACAUUUGUCAAUAAUUAAGAAAAGAGCGUUAAGGAGUCAUUCUUUGAAAGAAUUGAGAUUUGUUAACAAUCGAUUCCAUUUUGACAAGGAAAGGGAUAAAAAGAAUAGGUAUUUAUAUAACUCUAGUGAACUUUUCAACUACACACUUAGUCUGACAACACUAGAUUUAACAAAAAAUCGUCUGCCGAAGGAUCCUGUUAUAUUUCGGAAAAUAUUUCAUCCACUUAUGAAUUUAACUAAACUGAUUUUACAGGCAACCCAUAUCGCGAUAUUGCCAGAAAGAUUAUUUCAGCAAAUGCCACUUUUACAUUACCUUAAUCUAAAAGGUAAUAGAAUUACAACAUGGAAUCGAAGUGUGUUCGAAAAUCUAACGUCUUUGAGACUUUUAUAUUUAGACGGCAAUUACAUUCGAGUUAUAAAUGAAUCAUCAUUUCCUAUCCAGUUAUUGCAUUCGUUGACCAAAUUUGACAUAUCACAUAAUGACUUCUGGUGUACAUGCGCUCAGAAAUGGUUUGUUGAUUAUUGUCGGUCAUCAAACAUUUCUAAAAUACUGACAAAUAAUUGGCCAGAAUUCUACACGUGUGGAUACCCAGAGGACAAGAAAUAUCUUUUUCUCGUGGACUAUAAGCCAACAGACGCCGACUGUUCAACGUGGAGUCCGAUUUUAACAAUAAUAGUUGUAAUUGUUGUUUCACUUUUUGUCGUGACUGUGGUGUUAAUUCUAGUGUUAAACUGUCAAGUGAACAUUCGGAAUUUGAUUUAUCUGCUUAGAGUUAGUAGAUGGAAGAGAAAAGGAUAUAUCAGAUUAAAUUCCUCAGAAAACUUUGAAUACGAUGCUUUUAUUAUUUACUGUGAUUCAGAUAGGAAGUGGGUCCAUUCGGAACUCCUUAAACGCCUGGAGGAAAUUAACAUAAAAGUGUGCGUUCAUUAUCGAGAUUUUGAUGUUGGAGAAUCCAUCACAGACAACAUUACAAAUUAUGUAGGAAAAAGUUGGAAAGUCAUUGUUGUUAUGUCGAACAACUUUACAAAAAGUGAAUGGUGCCAAUGGGAACUAGACCUUGUACAAGAAAGAAGACGACGCCAUGGCAAAGAUGCGUUAGUUCUCAUAAUGCAGAGUGAAAUAGAUUCAAGUCACAUGACCAAUUCCAUCAGGUCCUUACUUGACACGACACCACAUGUGCAGUAUCAACAAGGGUUGGGAGAAGAUCUGUUUUGGUCUGUGAUAACAAAAGCUGUCAUGAAACCAUUCAAGGAUUCCCCAACAGCUAUUCUCUAGAGUCAACAAUCGUAUGCAGGUCUGCAUACACUCAUCAAUGCUGUCGGGAUUUAAAUUUGGUUCACAGCUGUGCGUUUCUUCUACAUAAGACCCAUAAAUGUUGAACAAAUCAAAUCAGUUACAAGGUCAACCCAGAUACGAAACGAAGAAUUAAAAUCAAACUUGUGUUAAAUACGACAAAGCUGUAUAUGCCUGGGGUAGUAAAACCCAUACUCGAAAACUGUUCAUGUUCAGCAACUGUCUUAAGAACUAAUUUUGU